AUGGAGAGAAUAAUACUCCAAGGUCAACUCCAGACCGAGAACCGCUACCGCCAACACUUCUUCGAGGACAUCUGCGACAUGAUGGGCGAUCUAAGCCGAGGCUCUCCGUUGAAUCCGUACCAGCGUCGACAGAUAAUCAUUCAUGUUCAAUACUACCAGCGGUCUGGAAGAGAAUUGUUGAUGCGCAUGGCUCUGGAAAACCUCUUUCGAGCAGCGAAUCUGCCCUUUAACUUCCAGUUUGAGAUAGUUGGCAUAGAAGAGUUGGCACAAGCACUUGGUAUCAUCCGUAUCAAUGUCACUGUCCCGAAUUUCGGACCCGGAAUCGCAGGUAAUAUUGGUACCGGCACCAUGGGGCAGGUGAAUCAAGGGCUGGGUGUCACUGGUGUCACUGGUUUCCGCAACACUCAACCACAACUCGGCUCCGCUCCCAGUGGUAUAACUACCGGUAACAAUUUCAACGUCGCUUUCAAUCAGGGUAUUGGCCAACAAGGACUGGGCGCCACCGGGGGGCUGGCCGGCACCUCAAGUUACGGCCAGCCGGUGGUCGGUGUCCCGCCUCCCCAGUUGGCACAAGACAUCACCGCCGCUGGUCAAGAGAACGCGCACUCGUCAGGAUCUGGCGGCCAGGCCUAUCCCCAGCAGACGGGACCUGUGCCUCCUCCCUCGACCUUCCUUGACCAGCAGUUGCAGGACGAUUUUGACUUUCUCUUCAAUGACGACAAUCUCGCUGGUGAUGAUGCUGGUACCGGCCCAGCAUAUCAAUAUGAAGAUGAAGUUGAAGGUGAAGCCGAAGGUGAGGGUGAAGGCGAAGACGGAUCUGAAGAUGAAGAUGAAGAUCAAGACCCAUCCGACCCAGACUCAUGCACCACCACUCCCGCAACAAAGAGACAAAAGAAAGCAGACAAGCCAGCAAACCCCUGGGUCUUUGUCUGCGACCGCUGCGGCGCUGCAAAGAGAGAGAGACGAGACUUCACUGCCCACCAGCGCCACGGUGCCCAGCGAGACGGCUUCACUCUUGAUACUUCCGUCAGCCUCAACCCCCCAACCUGGACAGGCAAGGGUGACAACGACACAGUAUUCCGCGGAACCAUGCUGCAUGCGCCAGAGACAGCAGAUCUCCCCAAGCCGACAAAUCAGAUCUGCAUGAACAACCUGCGGGAGUGGCAGGCAGCCCGGGAGCGGGACGGCCAUAGACCAAAGACCGUGCAAGCCAAAGAGGCCAAGAAGGCGAAGGGUGCGGCGGCGUCCCCGGAUCCUUGA
Molecule: messenger RNA, 1260 nt
Organism: Capronia coronata CBS 617.96
Lineage: Eukaryota; Fungi; Ascomycota; Eurotiomycetes; Chaetothyriales; Herpotrichiellaceae
Exons: 1
Coding region: 1-1260 (419 amino acids)
Source: RefSeq, a predicted model, not a curated record